UGUGCAAGGCGAAGGAAAGCGAAGGAGAGAUGGAGAAACACCUCACUGCUCUCGUCGAAAGGGAGAGAGGUCGUCUGGCUCAGGAGACUGCUAAGAUGGAGAAUGACCUUCGGACUUUAGCAGAGAGGAGGAACCUGCUGGAGAACAAUAUCGUCAAGGCCAAACAGAAGCUAGAGAAGUUUAGGAGCCAGAUGAGCUGGGACCAGCAGACCAUGGAUUCCUUUUUAGAGGAGUCAGCGCUCAGAGAUGAGGACACUAUGGCCAUCACCAAGUACGCUGAGCAGGAUGAGCAGAGGAUCAAGGCGCUCACACUGGCUAUAGAGAAGAAGACACUGGAGGCCAAUGAAAAGCGCAAAGCACUCGACAAAGAGUUGACUGAGACUAUAUCCGCACAGAUUGCUUUGGAUAAAACUACAGAAAAUACUGCAGCAGGCCCACCACGAGACACAGCAGCUCAUCCACCAGUGGGAAAACACCAUCAAGCAGAUGAAGCAACGAGAUGCUGAGAUGCAGCAAUGU
Molecule: messenger RNA, 519 nt
Organism: Notothenia coriiceps (black rockcod)
Lineage: Eukaryota; Metazoa; Chordata; Actinopteri; Perciformes; Nototheniidae
Product: coiled-coil domain-containing protein 39-like
Exons: 4
Coding region: 30-506 (158 amino acids)
Biological process (GO): cilium-dependent cell motility; epithelial cilium movement involved in determination of left/right asymmetry; inner dynein arm assembly
Cellular component (GO): axoneme
Source: RefSeq, a predicted model, not a curated record